Molecule: messenger RNA, 1107 nt
Organism: Trichoderma aggressivum f. europaeum
Lineage: Eukaryota; Fungi; Ascomycota; Sordariomycetes; Hypocreales; Hypocreaceae
Exons: 1
Coding region: 1-1107 (368 amino acids)
Source: RefSeq, a predicted model, not a curated record
AUGUCUCUCUUCAGUCGAUCGCGGUCUUCCAGUCAACCCCUGGUUCGACGUAUCUCAACCACCCUCCGCCGCAGGCUGUCCGGAACCAUGCCUGGCCAACGAUCUACAAAACCGGGUAACGAUACAUCUUCUAGUUCAACAACCCACUUCCAAGUAGAGCCAGCUCCAGACGCCACGCCCCUGAAGGCAUCUUCCACCUCCAAUCCUGGCGAUGUUUCCCCUGAGAGCAUCGACAGGGAAUCACAUCCACACGCCGUAGAGCUUCACGACAAUCCCAUCAAUGUGAUCUCACUCCCACCCGAAUCUCGCUCUCCAUCCCCGCCAUCCCCAACUCAGCCCUCGCCAGCAUUCACCUUUGCAGUCCUCGACUCUCCUCCCACCCCCCCUUCCCCUCAAACCAUCUACACAACAUACACCUGCAUACCCGUGGAAGAAAGACUCCAAAGACGCCAAGAGUGCCUCUUCCAUCUCGAACGCUUCCGUCAAGGCCUCGUCCAAGACCCCUUCGGUGAAUGGACCGACCUCGCCAACGACUUAUACGACGGCAACAUCCCUCCCGAGUUCUACCUCGCCUCCGCCCCCUUCACCCUCCACUCCCUGCGCGGCCGCAUCCGCCUGCGCUACAUCCGCACCGCCUUCUGCAUGCCCAUCGACUCCAACAUCUACCAGAUCGAAUCCUUCCUUAGCCGCAACUCGUCCAUCGUCCGGUACCUCCAUUUCAAUACCGUGCCUGACCCAGAUCGUGCUUACAUGUACCAGAUACACGUACAUAGCCCCGAAACUCGGAAAUACAACAGGCGUGUGUUGCGUGCCAUCAAGGAGCUGGAUUGGAUGGACGGAGAGGUCGACAAGGUGGCCAAUUCGGCCAGGGUGGAAGACAAGAAGGCUCUGUCCAGGAUGUACAAGGUGAGAGAAGUCGAGAUACUGCCUACUGUGUGGAACAGGAUGGAGGAGAUGAAGGGGAUGGAUGAGAAGUGGAAAGAUGUGCCAAUGGAGGAGUUACACGGGCGGGUUGUUGAACGGUUUCGACGGAAUCGUCCGAAUAGCCUGCUUAGAAACGUCGUCACGUACCAAGAUGUCAGGAGGAGUCAUUGUAGAUUCAUGUAG